Salvelinus namaycush (lake trout) is the source of this 3033-nucleotide messenger RNA. Its product is annotated as zinc finger protein 516-like. Gene Ontology annotation, molecular function: RNA polymerase II cis-regulatory region sequence-specific DNA binding; DNA-binding transcription factor activity, RNA polymerase II-specific. Gene Ontology annotation, cellular component: nucleus. The coding region runs from base 1 to 3033 and encodes 1010 amino acids. The record is from RefSeq and is a predicted model, not a curated record. NCBI's taxonomy places the organism in Eukaryota, Metazoa, Chordata, Actinopteri, Salmoniformes, Salmonidae. Gene Ontology annotation, biological process: regulation of DNA-templated transcription. The transcript is spliced from 4 exons.
AUGGAGGUGUUGUCGAAGCAGGAGCGGGCGGCCCAAAGCAAGGCCGACGCUUUCAAGAGUGACCAGGAGGGGGACAAUGCGACAGCCUCUGGCCACACCUGCGGCCUCUGCGGACGGAGCUUCCCUCUCCUUAGUUCGCUGUCCCAGCACAUGCGCAGGCACACUGGAGAGAAGCCGUACAAGUGUCCUUACUGCGAACACCGGGCGGCCCAGAAGGGCAGCCUGAAAGUCCACAUCCGCAGCCACAAGCUGGGCCUGUUCAGCCGAAGCCUGGGCAAGAAAGAAGAAGAGGGCAAGAAAAGGGAGGGGGAAGUGGAGGAGGAGGAUGUGGAGCAAGGACAAACACAGAGAGAACCCCAGCAACUGGUUAGUCCCGACAACAACCUUGCCAAAGGCACCUCGGCCAAGAAGCACAAAGUCAAUGGCAAGACAAAAAAGAAAAGCUCCAAGAAGAAAAAUGAUGACGUAGUCAUCCAGGAUGGCGGCAAGGAGGACAAGUCACAAACCACGGCUGAGGGCAACUCAUUUCCGGGAGGGACCAACUGGGUGGACGAAGGGGACGAGGAGGCCAGUGCUGGCUCCUUCCCCUGCGGGUCUUGCAGCCAAGUCUUCCCCCAGGCCCUGCUCCUCAAGGCCCACAUGAAGAAGCAUCGCGGCUCCCUAGACCAUGGCUGCCGCAUCUGCGGCCGGCGCUUCCGCCAGGCCUGGUUCCUCCAGAGCCACAUGCGGAUUCAUCGGGCCAAAAGCCAGCUGCGGAGUGGGGGUGGAGACAGCGGCGAGUCCCCAACCACCCUCAACGGGGUCCCUCGGGAGCCGGCGUCCCUGGUGAACGAUGACUGUCUCUACGAGCUGUGUGCCGGCUGCGGCAACUUCUUUUACGACCGCAAGACCCUCCGGCUGCAUGAGAGGGUCCACAAGCAGAGCCAUACCCCCAACAAGCCGCUGCAGCAAGACCCCGACAACGGCUCGUCAUCACCCGCCGCCAAGAGUCGCUUCCUGGAAUGCCUUAACCUCAGGGCAGCUGGGGCUGGAGAGGCAGCUAUGGAGGGGAGUCUUGGUAGACGGAUCCCCGAGCUGGACCCGGUAUGCAGUUACCAGGCCUGGCAGUUGGUCACCCGGGGGCAUGUGGUUGAGGUGAUAGAUAAAAGUCUAGGCUGGGAGGAGAGGCUGGCGGAUGCCGACGUGGCGUUUGACCAGGAGAAGGGCGAGUUUGUGCCGCUGAAACAGGAGAAGCGGAAGAGGCAGCUGGACUCCUCCCAAAGCAAGAAGAAGAAAGGAUCCCAGGAUGUUGUCGUUAAUGGUGGCUGCGGUGGGAUCUCCCACCAGCAGGGUGACAGUAGAAAUAGCCGCACCUUGUUGAAUGGGCUCAGCCCAGAGACAUUUGGAAUAUUGCAGAAAAAGGUGAAAUAUGGUCAUCAAUCCAGCAAGCAAGCCACCAAAUCAAACUCUUCCAGUCAGCCCAGCACACCAAGACAAGAAAAUUCUCUGUCUGCCUCUUCCAUAAAGAGGAAUAAUAUCAGGGACCCAACCUAUGAAGAUACCAAGCCAUACUUCUGUGAGCACUGUGACUUCCACACCAGCGACCCCUCUUGUCUCACGUUCCACAUGCACAAGCUGCACAAGCACAUCAGGGAUGCACGUCAUCACAUACUGGAAGCUGUUAUGGAAGAACCGAGCCACGGCACUCCCAAAGUCUCAGGUUACAUGGAAUAUCUCCGGCUGAAGAGCACACUGCUCAGCCAGCCCUACUGGAAUCCUCCUGGCCAGGAGAGGGCGGCAUCGAGCAGGCAGUCUGAAAAGUCGAGGAGCCUAAAGGUCAAAGGGCAAUCAUCUCAGGAUGCUAUCAUCAAUGCCAGCCUUCUCAACCUGUCUGCCCCGCCCGAGGGCCAGCAGGAGGAUAGUGGUGCAAACCCUGUGGCAGCGCUGUCUGAGGGUAAGCUAGUCAGACACCAGUGUCCGUUCUGCACCCACACCACUCAUUACCUGGAGGUGCUGUGGAUCCACCAGCGUGUGGCCCACAGGGUGGAUAGUAGCAGCUCCCUGGCCCCCAAGUGGGCCCCCUACGUCACCUGUUUCAAGGGCUCCAAGGCUGCUGGACGACGCACGGGGCCCCCACCUUUCCUGGAAGGAAAAGACUGCCCAGUGCUCCCAGUGCCCCGGUCCCAGCGCACCAAAGCCCCAGGUUCCACUGCCAUGCAACCUUCAGGUGGAGGCACCAAGAGGCCAAAGACUCACACAAGCACUACAACUACUACUGCCCAGUCCAACACCAGCCAGGCCAUGGUGUCAGGGUCGCGUACAAGGUCACCCCCUGGUGGUGGGAAGUCGCUCCUACCUCAAAAGAAGAAGUCGUCAAGCCUCCCAAACCAUACGGGGGUGGUGGCAAAUAAGAGUGCCCGAUCUAAAACAGAAGCCCACCCUAAAGUUCCUGCCGCCACCGCCACUGCCGCCUCAACCAGCAUCCGAGGCUUCUCCCAGCAUUCGACAAGCAGAUCCAAAUCUGGAAGCCAUCAUCGGGAGGCUGCUGAGGGAAGCCUGCUUCCGCAAGAGGGCCUCGGCUUUAUUCUCGCCAGGAACCAUGGCAGGGCCGACCACACAUCCCAUCUUACCCCAGACAGAACUUACCUACACCCCCAGCCCCGUCCACAACCACACAGCCAUCCACAGGAUCCCCCUGCAGCCCUGAAAGGUCAAGACCUUUGGUCAGUCACAAACAUGUGUGGGGCGCAGGGCAGCAGUGGGCACCUGGCACCCACCACUGUCUUCGUCCACGGGAAGAGGGAGUCAACUGUUGGGGACAGCAGAGACACCCCGAUGGACAUGGACAUCCUGGGUCUGUUGAAGAACUACAACCCCCACGACCUGGCAGCUCUCUACCAGCACUGGGGCUUUGUAGAUCCCAGGCUUGACCAACAAGCGAUGCUGCAGUACAAUGGACAUUUUGGAAAUGAAGUCCAUUCCUCCACGGAGGCCUCCAAACAAGUGAGCGGCCGCUCCUCUGCUUCCACAACCUCUCUUAGGAAGGGGACAUGA